This is a messenger RNA of Rhinocladiella mackenziei CBS 650.93, 1473 nucleotides long. RefSeq lists its product as uncharacterized. The record is from RefSeq and is a predicted model, not a curated record. Lineage: Eukaryota; Fungi; Ascomycota; Eurotiomycetes; Chaetothyriales; Herpotrichiellaceae. The transcript has a single exon. The coding region runs from base 1 to 1473 and encodes 490 amino acids.
AUGUACAGACAUUCGGCACAAGUCAAUUGCAUGUCCCAAAAUGGUCCUCCCUCGCCCGACAAUACCAGUGAUUCCGAAUCCGAUAUAAUUGAAGUCCUUGACCAGAAAAGGAAGCAAUUGGACGAGGAAAUCUUCAGAUUCAAGGCUGCCAAAGAACGAGAGUUUCGCGAAUUUGAGAGGGAUCUACGUGUGAAGAGAAAACGGUCCCCUGAUGCUCAACAGAGUUCCCAGUCAUCUCCCAACAAGCAUUUCUUCUCUUCUUCCUCCAACACCGCCUCGGUCUUGAAUUUGUUGGCCUCCGUUCAAAAUGGUGCCGCAAAUGGAUGGAGACCAUACCGGCCCAAAAGAUACGAAGAUGGAACGGGAGACAGGAUCAUAAAUCAUGCACCGCUAAGUAAGCCGACUCUUUCACUGGACAAAUUGAACAUUUCCGGCGAGACCCUACCACUGGUGAACCCUCUAGGGACACCCCCGACACCAUCGAUUUUGACUAGAUCAGUCUCUCGAUCCCCUUCACCGGGCUCAGCAAACACCACACCUCCACGUCCGCGGGUGGAACAGAUUCCUCCGCCGACACCCACGAACGAUAAAUCCGACUGCUUUGCUGGCGUCUUUACCCCGACCUAUCUUCCCCUCCUCGAAUCCCGUGACCGUACACCAUUGGCCCGGAGCCCACGACCAGAGGAGGAAAGGAAAAGACUGCAACUCGAUGCCGACGCCGAGAAGCAGGAACAACACAUGCAAUCCUCUCAAUCAUUACCGUCACGAUCUAUUUCUUCCUCGAUCGUGGCGACUAAACGAACUCAAUCGACUCCACAAUUGCCAAGCACCAGUCUACCUAGUGCCUUGAGAUCAUCUAGCGGCGGAGGGAGGAAAAGGAAACAUGUAACUUUUCAACUUGCGGAUUCCAAGGUGGUGGAACCGAGUAGUAGUUACGAGGAGAUGUCGAGCCCGGAAAUGGGUGAAAAGGAGACGAGUUUCGAUGAGAGACUCGCGAAUGGGGAUCUGAGUCUUCCAGAGGAUGAGAAAGAGGAAGAAGGUAUCAAACGGGCCGAGCGUCCUAAUUUCCUGACCGUGACUGAGAAAAGACGAGGAAGAGGACGCCGCUUUGUUUCACCCGUUCCAUCACCUCUCCCAAGCCCAUCACCAUCCCCAACGAUUAACGGCAGUACUAACUUUCCCGUUCUUGUGUCGCCCGACGAGUCCGGCUUUUCGGGCGGAUUGAUGGAAGCUGAGGAUGGAGGUAGUGGCGUCGGCUUCUUUGAGCUUGACGAGGAAUUGGCCAGUCCCGGGCUGCGUGAGGGAAAGCCCUUUACAUGGGAAUUGGAGUCAGCGCCGGAGGAACUGGACAUCAACGAAAAGAUGGGAACUAAUGAAGUCACACCUGACAGUUUUACCGCGGGAAGUGUGCCGAUUGAUAUCGUCAAACCACAUUCCAUUUCCGGCAGCUGGGUUGGGAGCUUUGGUCAUUAG